AUGUACGUGGUGAUCCACCGCUCAAACUCCGAGCUGGACCCGGUGUCGUUCCAGUCGCACAUGUUCGCCGCAUCGAAGGAUGCCCAGGUGGCGGUGCUAGACACCUAUGCCGGCGACGCUAAGGCAGCCCUGCUCUUGGCAAACUCCACAGGCCACUGGGAAGGCACCAUCCUUCCGUUCGGUACGGCUUUUGGCGUGCCCCAGGGCAGCUACCAGAUCAUCCUGAGCGACGGCAGCGCAGACUCCAAAAUCCGCGCGCGCUUUGCAGCGGCACGGGGGGAAAGCUACCUCGUCCUCCGCACAGGCUCGCGGUGCAAGGUGGGAAAUUCCACCAACAGCGGAUAUCCGCAAGAUCUCGUGGUGUAUCCGACCACUGAAGACGACGUCCUGGAUCUGAAGAGUGGCACCUGCUGCAGCUUUGCCAGCUUCGUUGUGUCUGCACUGGCCCUGUUGAGUUUCCUCUUCUAG
Molecule: messenger RNA, 468 nt
Organism: Symbiodinium necroappetens
Lineage: Eukaryota; Dinophyceae; Suessiales; Symbiodiniaceae
Source: the annotation of a GenBank genome assembly